AUUCCCCGCACCCACCCACGUCUUCCCGGGAGUCGUAUCCCGAGCAUGGAGGUUACUGAGACCGUUAUUUCUUCAUGGCCUGCCUAGCUUAAGCAGUAGCUGGAAAAGAAACGGAAACAGAGAGACAAAGUUUGACGAAGACCCGGAGUGGAGCAGCGAUUCAGACCCGGCACAACCGACUCCGUUGCCUUCCCCUAUGCCGCCCCCAACGCCACCGCCUCCCUGACUGCCCUGCCGUGCAGCGCCCGAUUCAGACUGGUUGUUAGAAAUCUACGCCAGAAUCUUUACGUGUGUCCAGAAAGGAAAGGAAUCAACAUUUCGCAUCAGCCUUCCCAAGAUGGCAGCUGCUGAAGACGAGUUCCUGCCGCCGCCGCGGCUCCCCGAGCUGUUCGAUUCCAGCAAACAGCUUCUGGACGAAGUCGAAGGAGCGACUGAACCCACCGGUUCCCGAAUAGUCCAGGAAAAGGUGUUCAAGGGCCUCGACCUCCUUGACAAGGUUGCCAAAAUGUUAUCGCAGCUUGACUUGUUCAGCCGAAAUGAAGAUUUGGAGGAGAUUACUUCCACCGACCUGAAGUACCUGAUGGUGCCAGCGUUUCAAGGAGCCCUCACCAUGAAACAAGUCAACCCCCGUAAGCGUCUAGAUCAUUUGCAGCAGGCUCGCGAACACUUUAUAAAAUACUUAACUCAGUGCCAUUACUAUCGUGUGGCCGAGUUUGAGCUGCCCCAAACCAAGACCAACUCAGCUGAAAAUCACGGUGCUAUUACCUCCACGGCUUAUCCUAGCCUCGUUGCUAUGGCAUCUCAAAGACAGGCUAAAAUAGAGCGAUACAAGCAGAAGAAGGUGUUGGAGCAUAAGUUGUCUACAAUGAAAUCUGCUGUGGAAAGUGGUCAAGCAGAUAAUGAGCGUGUUCGUGAAUAUUAUCUUCUUCACCUUCAGAGGUGGAUUGAUAUCAGCUUAGAAGAGAUUGAGAGCAUUGAUCAGGAAAUAAAGAUCCUGGGAGAGAAAGACUCUUCAAGAGAGGCAUCCACUUCUAACUCAUGUCACCAGAAGAGGCCUCCAAUGAAACCCUUCAUUCUCACUCGGAACAUGGCGCAAGCCAAAGUAUUUGGCGCUGGCUAUCCAAGUCUGGCUUCCAUGACAGUGAGUGACUGGUAUGAUCAACAUCAGAAACAUGGAGUGUUACCAGAUCAGGGAAUAGCCAAGGCAACACCAGAAGAAUUCAGAAAAGCCACUCAGCAACAGGAAGAUCAAGAAAAGGAGGAAGAGGAUGAUGAACAAACACUCCAAAGAGCUCGAGAGUGGGAUGACUGGAAGGACACCCACCCUAGGGGCUACGGCAACCGACAGAACAUGGGCUAAUCUUCCCACAACACCGCAGGACUGCAGGGUGCACACCUUCCCCGCCAAGGAAAACCAUGCAGCCUUCCCCUCCCUGAGCUCCCCUACAGCUGUGUAAAACGAAGGCAAAGAUGCUUAAUGUUGCUUUGAGUUCAAUAAAGUGUUAAAUUAUUA
Homo sapiens (human) is the source of this 1513-nucleotide messenger RNA. It is a transcript of the gene IGBP1C, whose product is annotated as IGBP1 family member C. NCBI's taxonomy places the organism in Eukaryota, Metazoa, Chordata, Mammalia, Primates, Hominidae. Gene Ontology annotation, biological process: regulation of signal transduction. The transcript is spliced from 2 exons. Bases 338 to 1360 code for a protein of 340 amino acids. The record is from RefSeq and is marked validated.